Amoebophrya sp. A120 is the source of this 1790-nucleotide messenger RNA. Lineage: Eukaryota; Dinophyceae; Syndiniales; Amoebophryaceae. The record is from the annotation of a GenBank genome assembly.
AUGAGUGCCGUCGUCUCCUGUGGAUUUUUGAUCGUGUUACACGCAAGAUCGAUUUUUGCGAUCUUCGCAUGGUUUCUUCUUCUUUCGAGUGGAGGCGUCUUGCCUCUAGCAGAGACCCAAGAUGAAAAAGUACACCAAACCGUCGUCACGCUCUCGCACGAGGGCGAGUAUCUCUUUCGCGACCCGAAGACGAAUCUCCAGUACAUGCGGCGGCAGGACUGGGCAAAAUACGACGAAACAAGCCUGCUCUCCAGCUCGUACGCGGAAAAAUACAACUACACGAAGAAUUGGCGCCACCUCAGCCCGUACGAGAGCGAGCUUUGGACCUACCACAGCAGGAAGUCCUUCCAGCACAUUUACAGCACGGGCAAAUGGGGCUUUGGCCGCGAGCAGGACGAAUUUGACAUACUCUACGGCCACGAGUGGGAGUUCCACGAGGGCGAAAAUCAGUACCGCCGGAAAAAGCAGCUCUACGCACGGCAUUCGACGGACAACAGUGACCCGGUGCACAACAUGGGCACCGCAGGGAGCGGGUCUUUGGUCGAGUAUACCACCGGGCUCAGGCGGCAGCUCGAAAGAUUGUUGGGGAAGUUGUUUCAUCCCGCAUUAGAGGGAGAAGGCUCAUCAACAUCCGGGAAAGUAAAGUUUUUCGACUUCGCCUGCGGUGACAUGCUGUGGGCCACGCAAUUCGUCACAGAUUGGAAUGGAAAACGGGCAGGGCAGACAGGCCUAGAGCUAGAGCAACCACAGAGCGGCCCAACUCGACCUGAGCUUUUUUACAUAGGUAUGGAAAUCGCUCCUGCAGAGGCGGAGCGCCACCAGAGGAAGUUUGCAACCCACCCGCACAUCCACGUGAUCAACGGCGACUUUACGAAUUUGCGCUUCUACCGGAACUUCACUGAAAUCGCACAUGCAGUCGAUCCGAUUUUAAUUGACCUACAACCUCGUCCAGCAAAAAUUUCGAACUCAUUGCUUUUCAUUCGGGACGCGUUGCAGCACGUUUCGCUGGUGCAGAGCUGUCGCUUCUUCCUCAACGUGUACAGGUGGCACAGAGAAAACCCACUGCUAUUUCGGUACCUACUCAUGGGUGGCUACAAGACCGGGAUUCCGAACACAAGAAAUAUCCCGACACCCGGCGCCACGGAGAACGACCCGACGGAGUGGCCAUUUGUGUUGCCGGGACUGCAAGAAGUGCUGCUGGAGGAGGAUGCGCCAGAAACCCUGUCCUUCAGCGAACACGUGGUGGCACGGAUUGCGAGCAAAAAGCUAUUUCUGUACGACGUCAGCGCAUGGGCUGGUUCCGGCGGAGACGGAGGCAACGGCUUUGACCCAUGUCCGAAGAUGUGAAAACGCAGACCACUAUGCACUAACACUAUCCUGAUGCUCUUGCAGGAGGAGUUCAAGUUCAAGUUGUGCCAGCCGUGGCGAUGCGACGCAAGAAACCGAUGGAUGCUCCCGUUCUUGCGAGGGAGCGGAUCCCCAGUGAUGAGUUACACUCUGACGUGUCAAACGCAGACAGAGCGAGUUGGAAAUAGGAUUGGAAAAGAUGAAUCUUCUUUUUUUUUUCCACAUUAGGAAAAGCAACGGUUUUUUCACCGUGAUGGACCUGAGGAUGAGAACCACGAGACUCAUUUGAUAUGCGGAUUGUCUUCGGUGACGGUGCAGUUUCUUCUGCAGGUGGUGAAGUCAGUAUCACUUUCUUCGAGAAGAACAGGCUUUUCGUUUUGCCGCCCCUAAACUCGUGCAUCAGUCCGGGGCAUACACAUUUACAAUAGCUAGGGUCCACAUCC